This is a messenger RNA of Paramecium pentaurelia, 384 nucleotides long. NCBI's taxonomy places the organism in Eukaryota, Ciliophora, Oligohymenophorea, Peniculida, Parameciidae. The record is from the annotation of a GenBank genome assembly.
AUGAAAAAAAAUUGUAAAACUAAAUUGUAUUCAUUUUAAAUUACAAUCACCAAAAAAGGUUUUCUAAAUUUCAAAAACUAAUAUUAAGAUUAGAAAAGUAAGAUAUUGGAAUAAAAUUAAAGUAUAAAAUAUAAUAUAUAAGUUAACGAUUUUACAAAGAAGUAGAAAAAAAAUAACAACAACUAAUCUGAAUAAAUGAAAAAAAAUACAAUUUGUGUGUCCAAAUUUGAUAAUAAAUUAUUAAACUCCCUUAAUUAGCUUGAAAAUCUAUUAGAUAAAUCUGAAAAAGAAGAAACUCCUCUUAUUUUUGCAAAAGAAGAAGAGAUAAAAUUUAAAUACUUUGAAAAUAAUAAAGAUGACAAUGAUAAGAAAUUAUAAAGUUGA